Messenger RNA from Enterobius vermicularis (human pinworm), 2448 nucleotides. The record is from the annotation of a GenBank genome assembly. NCBI's taxonomy places the organism in Eukaryota, Metazoa, Nematoda, Chromadorea, Rhabditida, Oxyuridae.
UUGAACUGUUCUUGGCUAAAAUUACAGGUUACAAGAAGUACUCAAGUAUCAUUUUCUAAUGACAACAAUUGUUGGCUAGUGGGCCGUUCAGUGGACGGAAAUAGCGGGACUGGAAUUCUAGCCCUUCAUCGUUGCAUAUUCUGGCAUAUAGGGACAUUUAUCGGGCAACAUUAUGGGAGCUGCAGUUUCCUAACAUUUAUGUUCGCUGUUGCACUGUCAUGUUUUAAUAUCUAUCUUCGUUUUGACGACGAUUUCCGUAGCGGCUAUUCGCAGUUGGAUUCACAGUCGGAGAUAGAGCACGGAAUCUUUCUCAAUUUUAAUGGCCUAACCAAGCAGCCGUAUACGGUAAUGUUAGUCGGCGAAAGUGUUGAUGGAGGAUCAAUGUUGAGGAAGGAGCAGUUUAUGGUUAUGCGGAAUGAAAUCGCUCGUGGCCUUUCUACUGAGUUAAACAUUACAUCAACCACUGGUUUCUUCCGGUUUUUUCCAAGAUAUCUCAAAGACCUUGUCCUUUUUUCAGAUGACACUCAAUUUAACGUGAUUGAGAGUGCUCUAACUAAUCCUGGACCGAACGCUCAAAUAGGAUACCCAGUGGCGAAGUUUUUCGGUCAAAACAUUAUAAUGGCUCGAGCUAUCUAUGGCUACAAGGACGGCGGUGCGAAAAUGCUUGCGUACUCUUUUGGCUUCACAGGCGACAACCCUUACCUGGAAUUUGUGAAGAAAGCUGAAGUUCUUUGGAGUGAGCGUUUAAAGAGUGACGAUAAUAAUAUCACGAGAAUGCGCCUGUUUGGGGAUUCAGUGGUUAAUAGUGAAAUAAGCUCAAGCGCAUUUGGCGCUUGUCCGUACUUCUUGGUUGGAUCUGCUCUGAUGAUUUUAUUUGUUUUCUUGACCUUGUUUCGUUACAGCAAGAAUUCACUACAUGCAUUUUAUCUAACGUUCUGGACAAUUUGUUGUCCCCUUCUUGCUGGAGCUUGUACGAUGGCGAUUAUUUCAUCAUUAGGAGUACCUGUGAAUUGUGCGAUGCUAAUCACACCCUUCUUGGUGCUUGGAAUUGGUGUAGAUGAUGCCUUUCUGAUGAUACAUCAUUGGUAUAAUUCUCAGAAAUUCAGUAAAGUCGCUCGCCUACGCUAUGUCAUGCUGCGUACUGGUCCUUCUAUCACACUAACGUCGGUCACAAACAUAACGGCUUUCUUGAUUGGCAGUUAUGUUUCGGCCCCAGACUUACGGUUAUUUUGCUUGAGUGCGGCUUUAGCAUUUAGUUUGGAUUGGAUUUUGCAAGUAUUUUUAUUCUCGCCAAUGUUACUGUUUCUUAAAGACGUAAAAGCAGAAGUACCAUUAAUUGAAAAAAAAUCGACCAAAUCAUUCGGUACAAUUUAUUCUGAGUGGCUGAGAUUGACAUGGGUACGUGUUGUUUUAUCAUUAGUAGUUUUGGCUUACUGGACUGCCGGUAUUUAUGGCGGGGUGUCAAUGGAAGAGAACUUUUCACCGGAAAAAACUUUUGAUUCACAAUCAUUUCUCGCGAAAUCCUUAGUUCAAAACGAAGAGAUGUUCCGAGACCAUGAAAUAAUUCGAGUUUUCAUUAAUAAAGUCCCCAAUGACGCCAAAAAACUAAUGAAAAGGAUAAAACAGUUUCGCAGAAUAGAAUAUUUAUGUAGUAAUUUUCCAAUUUGGAUUGAAGAAUACGAUGCCAAGGGACUUGGAGGAAAUGCAACUGAUAUAGAAUCAUAUUUUGCGAAUUUAGGAAUGUAUCUCAUUCAGUAUCCAAAUACUGUGAAAGAUGUUUUGUUCUCUAACAGAAUAAUAUCCCGAGUUGAAAAAAUCGCCUUUGAUCUUUGUGUACAUGGAUUUGGGAGUUGGAGAGAAAGAGCCCUCAUGUUGCAAGAUUUGCGCAGCAAGAUGCCAGAAGGGUUUUCAGUCUAUAUGAGCGAGUCGGCAGUUUUAGCUCUGAUCGUAUCGUCUCGAUCAGCAGUUUUAAAGUCAGUGAUAAUCACAUUGAUAUGUAUGGCUGUCAUCUGUUUAGUAUUUUUUCCAACUUUACGAGGUGCUAUCUGUGCAAUUACAUCGGUUGCGUCUAUUACCAUUGGUGUUGUUGGUGGCUUGUAUGUUAUGGGAGCAGAUUUGGAUACAAUGGUUCUGGUAAAUAUUGUGAUGGCUGUUGGUUUAACUGUCGACUUCUCAGCACAUAUCAGUUACCAUUGUUUUUCUCAAGAUAUAGGACUUGCUAAUCCUGAAAGUCUUGUUGAUGUGCUGCAAGCAGUUGCGGUUCCGUCGGUUGAGGCAGCUUUGACGACUGUGAUAUUGGUGCUGCCGUUGUAUUUCUACAGUGUUUACAUGUAUGUUACAUUCGCUAAGACUGUUCUACUUAUUGCAUUAGUUGGUUUAAUACAUACCGUGUUUGUUAUUCCUUUUAUAAUUUCUGUAACUGCAUGUCGUUACACUAAAAAGAAGUAA